Molecule: messenger RNA, 1009 nt
Organism: Osmia lignaria (orchard mason bee)
Lineage: Eukaryota; Metazoa; Arthropoda; Insecta; Hymenoptera; Megachilidae
Biological process (GO): regulation of transcription by RNA polymerase II
Cellular component (GO): transcription regulator complex; nucleus
Molecular function (GO): DNA binding
Source: RefSeq, a predicted model, not a curated record
GAAUUGCUUUUCCUUUAUUUCUUUAAUUGGUAAAUAUGAGAGAUGAAGUGAAAAUGGAUGCGAAUCGGCUAAUCGCCGAAGUAUAUAAGCGGCCAGCGCUUUGGAACCAAAGGCAUAUCUCUUAUCACAAUCGCGAAGUGACGAACCGCGUUUGGAUGGAGAUCGCAUCGAUAUUCAAAUUGCCCAAACCGGUAUUAAAAGCAAAGUGGAAAGGUUUACGAGACACUUUUCGGGCGGAGUUAAAAAAGGAUCAAGUAUAUCGUAAAAGUAAAUUUCAUCGAAAUAGGCCAGUAUGGAUACAUUUCAAAAGCUUACAGUUUUUAAAGGAACAAAUGUUACCCCGUCCACCGAUUUGGGAACGAAGUAAUCCUUGUCAAGACGACGAUCGUGUACCAAGCGAAGGUGAAGGCGAUGGACUGAUGUUAAAAGGUUCGUCGGUAACGAAUAGGAAUUCCGACGAUCGUAAUACAAUUGCGAAUCAUCUUCUGUCGAUAAAUAGCGAUAAUGGACUAAAGAUUGACAAUGUCAAUCACAUAGACGUGAAACAAGAACCUGAAGAAAAUUUCGACAACCUCGAGUUUCAAAGUGUUUCCGAUAACUUAACUGAAAAUGAGAUGAUGUUACAAAAUAUCUCUCCUGAACAAGUGUUAAUAGGCGACAGUGACACUAACAUCGGUCUCCCGGUAGAUCCCUUAGAAGGGAACCGUUUCGAUGAUAAUUAUUAUUUCCUUAUGAGUCUUUUACCUCACAUAAGAGCAUUGCCUGCCGACAGAAGGAUGUUGCUCAGAAUGCAAAUGCAAGAGUUAGUUUACAAGGAGGUUUACAAGAAAAAUUCGGAUGACGUUGCUACACCCUAAAAGAAACGAACAUUCAAACGAAUAUUUUAUAACGAAGAUAUAAGAUGAGUGUUUCACGAAACUAGUUAAAGUUUAUUAAUUUUCAUCUACGAAAAUUAACCGAACGAUGAAUAGGUUUAAGAAAAAAAAAAAAAAACAGAAACAUGAAAAAU